Molecule: messenger RNA, 729 nt
Organism: Striga asiatica
Lineage: Eukaryota; Viridiplantae; Streptophyta; Magnoliopsida; Lamiales; Orobanchaceae
Source: the annotation of a GenBank genome assembly
AUGUGGCCGUUCCAGGGUCCGCUGAACCAGUACGGCUCGGUCCUGUUCCACCGGAUGAUGUAUUGGCUCUCGUUCGGGUCGAGCUCGAGCGAGAAAAGCCCGGGAGCUGGGUCCUCGGCGUUUUUCCAAGAAGUCAGGUGCUGCUUUUGUCCGGUGAUUUUGUUGAAGGCGAGCCUACCGCCGGGCAGCCACGUGUCCGUCGGAAAAUCGAAGCUUUGCCACAAAGGAUGCUCAAUCGACGAAUUCGACCCGGACCCAUCUGUCAGAACCAAGUUCCCGCUGUCGAGGAGGACGGCGGUGGCGGCGGACCGGUUCAAGCCGGUCUGGUUCAGGCCGGUUGACCAGGCGACCGAGCGCGAGCCGUUGAACAGGACUAGAUUUCCGUCGGAAAUUGCGAGCCGGGCGGAGCUCCGGUCGUGGAUCGGGGCUUCCCGGUUGGCGACCCAGACGCGGAAUCUGGAGGAGUUGCCCGGCGUGAAGAAGCCCAGCUCGAAGUGGCCGCCGGAGGAUACGAUGGUUUGGUCGCCGGAGAGAGGUCUUCCGGCGGAGAUGGUGUCGGUUGCGAAGCAGGAAAAGUCCUCCCACCGUGUGAAGUCAAUGGUUAAUCCUGACCGUAAUAUGGCCCAUGGAGGUAAAGAUCCAAUCGCUAAUUGCUUAUGCGGGAUAGUAUUGACUGCUUCAAUUCAAGAUUCCUUGCGAAUUGCGACAGAGAAUCGGUCAUACGGUUGA